AUGGCGGCUAUAACUGGUGAUGCUUGGAGAUGCCGCAGAGUAGCAUUUGUGCAGAGCUCCGACCCAGAUAGUGGUUGUCGCUGUCAGGUUCGCUUUGUGCACCAUAAUGGUCAGGCCUCGAUAUCACUUCAACUGCAGCAUGCUGCCAGCCUGGUUGGAAUAAACAAUAAUCCUCCUCGACAUGUUGUGCUUCACAUACAACCCUCGAUUGUCGAAUCUUGUUCCAUAGCUGAGGAGACAUCACUGUCGCCGUUGCUGUUGAAAUGUAUACCUACCUCGCUCGCAAGCCCAUCUGAUGUCUUGAGUGUUGCCCUUGUUUUAAAGUCGCCUGGCGCUGUGCACUAUCCCAAAGACCUUACAAGCGUACGCUCGACUGAUCCAUCUGAUGCCGACUUUCAGUCAUUCAUCGAUGUCUGUCAAGCAACGACUAUCUAUGUACACUUUGCCAAAGCUCAGUUUGAUCAACAAGAGAGGCCGAGAUUGGAACAGUUGGUGAUUGGUCUCGACGAGGGUAAUCUAGAGGCACCGCCACUGAAUCUUCAAAGAGCCGAUCGUGGCAGAGGCUUGCAAGAAGGCACAUGGCAGGUCUUCAGCCCAAAAGCCUCAGGGUCCAGCCACAAGGAGACAUCAUCAAAGCUAGGCAAGAGAUCAAGACAAGCCCCUGGCUGGCACUUCGGGACCUCGGUAUCCUCCCUCGAUGUACCCCUCAAGCGCCCUACCCCUUAUGUAUACACCACUCCUCCUCCUUACUCCCCUACUGAGGUCAACACAACGCCCACCACAAGGUCUGGUCAGUCAAAUGAUAUACGACCGACUGUUUUCACCCUUCCCCCUUACCGCAAGGAGCCUACCUCCCCCAAGGAAAAUAGCCAGGUUACUCUCCUCGCAAAUAUGCUUGCGACUGUCCCUGAGCAUGUGCUUCGCGAAGCGAUCAUACAGUCCGGCCAUGGAGCCAUACUGAGCCUGGCCCCUGACGCUGCCCUACUCCAUAAGCGACAGGAGCCUCGUAGUCGUCGCUUGUCUAGCCCUGGACUCGUAUCUCUGGUUAGAGACCUGUUCACGACCGAGGUGGAAGCCCGAAUGAAGUAUCUCGUGGAGUCCGGGCUACCUCUCCACACAAAAGAUGCCAUCGAAAAACUCAUGGACGAAUAUCACAAUAACUUCUACGUUGACUGCCAGGAAGCAGAAGCAGCCAUACAGGAAAAGGUAGAAGAUGCUUCUCUGGAAGUGAAAAUGGCUCUCGAGGACGGCAUGAAAGAGAUUGAGGAAUUGGUCGAGGAACAUCUUCAAAAAUUGGCUGGUGAGCACGAGAUCUUUGAUGGUAAAGCUAACCUUGAACUCGACAAUCUUAGGUGCUGGUUUGUCAAGUUCGCCCGUACAUUGUUCUUCGAGAAGCGGACAGAACUUGUCGCGGCAAGAGACCUUGCAAGAUGCACAUCUAUAUAG
Messenger RNA from Aureobasidium melanogenum CBS 110374, 1446 nucleotides. RefSeq lists its product as uncharacterized. The record is from RefSeq and is a predicted model, not a curated record. Bases 1 to 1446 code for a protein of 481 amino acids. Lineage: Eukaryota; Fungi; Ascomycota; Dothideomycetes; Dothideales; Saccotheciaceae. The transcript has 3 exons.